UAACUCCACAAAAAUCUCUAAUGUCUCUAAACCCAUUAGUACUAUUAGAAUGAAUUUUAAGAUUAAUCCCAAAGCCUUCUCCCCCAAUUCCUUCACACGAUUUUAUCCCUCAUGGAUCCUCGUUUUAACCGUCAUCUUUUUACAAAUUUACCUCAUCUUCACCACCACUUGCUCCGCUCCACUUUCCCUCGCCGCCUCUCGCGACGGCCGCCAAUCCUCUAAGACCGUCACCGGAGACCCAUGCAGCUCCGGGAGAGUAUUCGUCUACGACCUGCCGCCCAUUUUCAAUAAAGAAUUAUUGGAAAAUUGCGAGUCCUUAGACCCGUGGACCUCCCGCUGUGAUGACGUGUCCAAUGGCGGCUUCGGACGACAAGCGACAGAGCUCAUCGGCGUUGUUCCCGACGGUCUAGCUCCGGCGUGGUUUUGGUCGGAACAGUACAUGCUGGAACCGAUUAUACAUAAUCGGAUUCUUAACCAUAAGUGUAGAACGUUAGAGCCGGAAUCAGCUACGGCCUUCUACAUACCGUUUUAUGCUGGUCUUUCCAUCGGACGGUUCCUAUGGAUGAAUUACACUACUUCUGAUCGCGAUAGGGAUUCGGAGAAAUUGAUCAAGUGGGUCCAGAAUCAGCCGUAUUGGAAUAGAUCAAACGGUGGAGAUCAUUUCAUCACGUUAGGACGACUGACGUGGGACUUUAAACGGUGGGGGAUCAACCAAUGGGGGUCCAGUUUUGCAUUCAUGCCAGGAAUGAAAAACGUAGCGAGAUUAAUCGUCGAAAGAGAACCGUCCGAUCCAUUGGAUAUCGGUGUACCUUUUCCCACAGGAUUCCACCCUAGAUCUGACGCUGACGUGUUAAAUUGGCAAAGCUUCGUUCGUGAACGUAACAGAACGAAGCUCUUCUGCUUCGCUGGCGGUACACGUCACGAAAUAAAGAAUGACUUUAGAGCCUAUUUACUGAGUUACUGCAUCAACGAAUCGGCCGGUUCGUGCCGAGGCGUGAAGUGCACUGGGAACCGGUGCGCGAGUGGUGACUCGGCGGUUUUGGAAACAUUCCUGGACUCGGAUUUCUGUUUGCAGCCGAAAGGCGAUUCGUAUUCGAGAAAAUCGGUGUUUGAUUGCUUGUUGACCGGUUCGAUUCCGGUUAUCUUUUGGGAGAGAACCGCUUACGGGCAAUAUGAAUGGUUCUUGCCGGGCGAACCGGGGAGUUACUCUGUUUUUAUAGAUCACAAGGAGGUGAGAAAUGGAUCGGCGUCCAUUAGAGAGGUGUUGGAGAAAUUUAGCAGAGAGAAAGUGAGGAAGAUGAGAGAGAAAGUGAUUGAAACGAUACCGAAAAUUGUUUAUGCGAGUGCUCCUGAAGGAUUGGAAAGUAUUAAGGAUGCUUUUGAUAUUGCUCUCAAUGGCAUCUUCAAGAGAUUUAAUCAUCGCCCUAAUAGUGUAGGUAAAUGGGAGUUGGAUUGA
Benincasa hispida (wax gourd) is the source of this 1456-nucleotide messenger RNA. NCBI's taxonomy places the organism in Eukaryota, Viridiplantae, Streptophyta, Magnoliopsida, Cucurbitales, Cucurbitaceae. The record is from RefSeq and is a predicted model, not a curated record.